GGUAGAUCCUCCACCCUUUAGAGAGAUCUUCCUUUCCUUCUCCUCGGGGGUCUUCUUCCCUUCUUUCUUUCUUCCGACUUGCUCUUGAGUUCUCCCUACUUUUUCUUUAGGACUGGUCCCUCUCUUCUAUGAGACUCUAAGGGAAGCAGAUAUCCUGUUCUGUAUACACCCCCCCCCCAUUAUUGAUUUUGGUGAGUGGGGGAAAGGUAGGUACCAUAAAUAGAAGGAUUCGUACUCUCCCUUUCUCCUCACAAAACCCACAUCGGUAGCGCUAAUCGGGCUUGGAGAUGGAGGUGGCCGAUUUAAACUGAUAUUGGGAGCCCAGUGCUAACUCUACCAAGUCUUUGGGCGAAUAAUCAGCUUGGAUUCAUCUGCCAGGAUGUUUUGGCAUUGCUUGGCACCGGCUGUGCCUGCUGGGUAGGUGCUCCUAAUCUUGGAUCCUUUCUUAAAACCAUCCUUACCUAUAACUGUGCUUUGGAUAACUUUGCUGCUCUGUGGAAUGUUACUUCAGGAUUGCUGCCUGCCCCUGUCGAAGAUGUCGUUGCUGUCUUUUUCUUUGUGAGCCUUUCAGGCAGGGGUAUGUUCUGCCAGGCACAUCCUUACGGAGAUCUUGGGUUUGUAAUGCUCACGGUUUUAAUUGGAUCACUGCCUGCCACUGCCAGUUGACUUUGUCAUCUUGAUAGGUGGCCCAAAGACCUCCCUUGUCUCCUGGACAUUACAGUGGCAUCCUUCUACAGGAUGAGAGCCCAAGGUGCAUGGUGGCACCAACUGCACCUUGCUGUGAAAUUUAGGUGCAGGGAUGAGAGUUGAGAACAGAGAUAUUGGAAUACCAACCAAGCAGGCAAACUUCCCAAAGCAUCUGGUUGGCUAAGUUGGAAAUGAAAACUGAGAAGAAAAUACAUAAUCACAAAUUUAAGAAAAUCUGAGCGCUCCACUUUCCAACUGCUGCUUCCAAACAAAAAACCAGGCAUCCUUAUCAGGAACUCAUUGCUAUUUCCCUAAAGGUUUUUAAAUAUUGCUACAUGCACCACAUUUCAGUAAGUUAUUUUUUUUGGAAUUUGUGUGAAAUGUUGAUGUAUUAACCAGUAUAUAUUCUUUGAAAACCAGGAUAACCUUUUUUCUGCAUUUCUUAAUCUUUUUCAUCCUUUCCUUAGUAAUAGAGAGAGGUGGGAUUUGUUUUGUUUUAUGUUUUACCCUUUGGGUCAGUGUUGAUUCCUGGCAACUGCCCUACAGAGACAAAUCCCUGCAUUUUUCUGGACAGUAUUUCAAAAUGUCUUGCCAAUGCCUGCUUCCUGUGGCUGAGAGAAAGUGACUGGCACAAGUUCACCUGCUAGUUUUGCCCCUAAAUUAGGACUAAAACUCAUAAUCUUUCCAUUUCUAGCCUUAUGCUUUAACCACUUCACCAAACAGCCUCAUAGUAAUAGGAGUAGGAGAAGUAGUGGUUUGAUUAAUUAAGAAAUUAUAACUUUACAAGUUAUAGUAUAUAUAAUGUCUCUUGCCUCAUUCUGAAGACCAGAUUUCCCAUAUCUGAACCUUGCAAAUGCACUGGUUUACGAAGCAUAUCAGAGCCAAGAUAAUUAUUGGGUUGGCAUCUUAGUUAGAAUAUUGGACUUACUGGGGCUUUGUCCUGACCCAUCAUUGCUGUUCUUACAUUCUUAUGUGUUAACGCAUCUGGAAGGUGCCAAAUUGAAGAAGGCUUGUUGGAAUUGAUUAAUACUCAUCAUGUUAGCCUGCCCAAGCCUAGUCUAUUCAGAUCUCUUGUUUUGCAUCUCUUCUGUUAUAGUUGACAUGAAAUUUACACAUCUGUUAUAUGGUCCAGAUUUUAAAGGGCAAAAUCUGACUAAAAUGGACAGAGAUGAUAAGGAUUAAGAUAAUGUUUAUUAAAUACAGAAAAUACAUAGGUAUUAUUUAGAGUUUGAUCAGGAGUCUUGAUGUUUGUAGUGUUCGUAAAUGUUUUGUUCAGCUGUUAGGUGCACAGAUUUCCCAGAAUUCUGCUGAAUAACAUUGCUAAGGGAAGUGAAACAAGGCAAGAUCAGUUAUUUUGCUACCAGCUAAAAUAGUUUGCUGCUACACAGAAUGCAUGUUUCCAGAUCUAGUGUGUCCAGUAGGCCUUUAAUAAUUAAGUAUGCAUAGGAUUGCAGUCUUGCUAGCCCUAUCAAUUGGGACUGCAAACUUUACAUAUCACCAAAGAAACAAUAGAUUGCAGUUUUGUAGCCUAAUCCUGUGCUUUUUCAUUCAAAGAUAAAUUGACAUUUAAGCUGAGAAAAUCAGGUUUUGAAAUGUAACACCCAAAAUAUAAAAUGAAAUAGCAGAGUUGGAUUUAUUGCCAAAUCAAGUGUUCCUUAGAUUGUAAUCAUAAAGGUAUUUAGCUGGAGUAAUCUCCCUGAAGAGAAUAAUAUCUACUUCUAACUAGACAUGCACAGUCUUGGGAUGUUACUGGAUUAAUGGCUGAAAAGUUUAAUUAACAAGGCAUAAAACACCAUCCAAAUUACCCUGCUAAACAUCAUUAGCAGAUUAGGUACUCUUAAACGGCCUGGAUUUAAAUACAAAAAAUGCUAAAUACAAAUGAAAAAUAGUUCUGAAAGCCUCUGUAAGGCAAAAUUUAUUAAUUCUGUAUUUAAUUCCGCUCUGCCCCAAAGAGAACAAUUGAGCAGAAUAUUUUAAGCUAUAUAUCCUCUGGUGAUGACAUAACUUGUCAUGCCACCAUUGACAGCAAGGAAAGAAAAUACUCACUUCUGCUCUGAGCCAUAACUUGAUGCAGUUUUGGUUUGAUGAAUAAAGUACAAUUGGCUGAGAUCACCACUCUUAAGCCAAGUCCAAACAAUAUUAUUAUGGCUUAUUUGUGUGAGAUAUGUAUUCAGUCUGAGAAUCUAUCCAAUCAUCAUGUAGCAUUUUCUUCACCCAUUCCAAAAUACACCUGUAUUAAGAUGCUAAUUUCAUUCACUUAAACUGCUUAAUUUUGGAUAUUUGAAUGUCAGCCACAACUGUUCAGCUUGUUGACAUGGCUAUUUAAUUAAAAUUUAACAGUUCUACUCUUGAAAAGUUUGGGCUGUUUCUAUAUGGUUAUUUUUUUUAAAAAAAACUUAUUAACAAAUCAUUACAUUGCAUAAGUUAAUUGCUGCAGUUGCUUUUUUUUUUUUACAGACUUGGUACUGUGCCCCAAGGAAAUCAGUCAUAUACUCAUACAAAACUCAUGGAGCUGCAGAGACAUCCCAAAUCUAUAAGGGAUCCUCAUAAAUUAUCAGAAACAUUGGAUUGCCUGCAAGAAUCCAAAAGCAAUGUGGGACAGCACAUCAAGCUAAACUUGGGAGUUGAGGGAGAGGAUGUCCAUUCUUCACCUCCUAAACUCUCUCGGCCACCAGCACCUUCUCCUAGCGGCACCCUUGUUCAGAGUUUAAAUGGCUUACCAGGAGCAGACAGGCAGGUACAUGCUCCAGGUGUGACCACAACAGGCCUCGACCAAGGAGAAACCUCUAGACUAGGGCAUUACCUGUUGAUUGACAGUCAGGGGCUGCCAUACACUGUACUGGUGGAAGAGGGAGUGGGGACAGCAGGGGGCCCUGAAGGAGGUGGGACUGGGGGCACCUUGCGCAAGGUAUACAGCUGCCCUGUGUGCUUGCGAACAUUCGAGUACCUGUCUUACCUGCAACGCCACAGCAUUACUCAUUCAGAAAGCAAGCCCCACAUCUGUCGAGCAUGUGGCAAAGCUUUCAAGCGCACUUCCCACUUGGAGCGCCAUAAGUACACCCAUUCGGGCCGGAAGCCUCAUCAGUGCCCCAUCUGUCAGCGCCGUUUCCGUGACUCUGGGGAGCUCUCCCAUCACCAGCGGGUGCACACUGGCGAGCGGCCCUACCAGUGUGAAGCGUGCCACAUGCGCUUCGGGGAACGCAACACCCUCCAGAGGCAUAUCCGCCGGAAGCAUCGCCUGCAGCUCCUCCCCACACCGUGAAGAUUGGUCUUUGUGGCGACUUAAUUUGGCCUGAAGACCUAUCUAGGAAAGUGUGGUCCAGGCUCUGCUAACUUCCAUGCAUGCAAUGGUAAUUCUAGCUUGCUUAAAUCUGCCUGGGCUUUUUUGAUCCGACAUUUCCACAUCAGUCAACACAAUUGCAACUAUUUUGUUCCAUAGGAAAAACUGGAGUGGAGAAUUUCUACCCAGUGUGCUAAAAAUUAGCAGGCAUGCUGAAAGCAGCUUGCCAAGAUUUGGCAUGGACCUCUUCUACUUUCUCUUGCCAAUGAGGACCUGGUAUGAUAUUUUAUAGAUACUAGAGUGUAUCAUGCCUAUAUAUUCCUCCCCACCCCCCAGUCAGGAAGAUCCUUUCCUUCUGCUUUGUUCCCAAGCAUCAUUGUUACUAUUGUCCAUAUAGGCAGUGCACACCUAGCAUGGAUACAAUGGCUGAACAUCACUUCUCUACUACAUGCAGCAUAGUGUGGUUGCAUUUAGCCUGGCUAUAGUGUUCUGGCAGGAGCCGUUUCUCGUGCCAGGCCUAAAUGGCAGGGGGGACUCCAACAGGCACUGUGUAGAUUUACCCAUACUGCAUAAACACUGCCUUUAUUAUCUAUGCCCCAAAGGCCUGUUUAUCAGAUAGACCAACACUGCAUGCUUAUUAAUAAUGCAUCUGUAGACCUGGUAUUGAAGUCUACCGCCCGUAAGCCUGAAAUAGGCCUCCCUUUCCAUAUAUUGCUUGACCCACAAAUAGCCUGGUGGAAAACUAGGGCCUUCCUCUCCAUUCUAGAGUUUGUAUCAAGAGUCCCAACUGGUGUGGUAAGAGAUGCCAAAUUGGGCAGCUAGGAGGAUAUCCUUUUCUUCUGCAUAGGAUUUCAAAGAUAACAGAGGUUUUGUCCAAGUGAAUGAUAAAAGAGGCUGGGGGAAAUGUUAACUAAAUUUCAUAGUUCCUGGAAAACAAGGAUCUGGCUCCAUGAUAAUGUGUAAGUAAAAAAAAGUGAGGGAAGGUGUUCUCUUAGAGUCCCUUGGGUGCUGCUUUUGGAAUAACUGAAAUUAGGAGGAAUUAGGAUGAUGUUUGGUUAUUGAGCCUCCCUCCACUGUUCCUCUCAAAAUUCAAGCACAGUUUUAAGACAUCUCUACUUUUUUUUUACAAGCAUAAAAACCCAGUGUGGGAAUUGGGGCAGAAAGGAUAAAAUGUGGGAUAUUCCUUUACUGUCAGACAUGAGCACUCUCUUAUUUUGAAAUCCCCAAUUGUUUUCCAGCUAAAAUUGGUAUUUCAGAAUCCCUUCCCAAAGAUUUUUAGUUCACGCUUCAAAUAGUUUAGGUAGCCCUCAACGAUCACAAUUGAGCCCAAAAUUUAUGUGGUCAAGUGAGACAUUUGUUAAGUGAGUUUUGUCCUCAUUU
Messenger RNA from Pseudonaja textilis, 5347 nucleotides. The record is from RefSeq and is a predicted model, not a curated record. NCBI's taxonomy places the organism in Eukaryota, Metazoa, Chordata, Lepidosauria, Squamata, Elapidae.